GCUUUCUACUGGAACAUGCUGUUCCCUUCUCUGCAUUUUUGACGGACAGCUUUGGGCGUCAGCACAACUACUUGCGAAUUUCUUUAACCGAAAAAUGCAACCUCCGGUGUCAGUAUUGUAUGCCAGAGGAAGGUGUUCAGCUGACCCCUAAAUCAGAGCUACUUACUGCUCAGGAGAUAAUCACCCUAGCCAGACUGUUUGUGAAGGAAGGCGUAGAGAAGAUCCGACUGACAGGAGGAGAGCCACUUAUCCGUCCCGAUGUGGUUGAUAUUGUGGGUCAACUGUACAAGCUAGAAGGGCUGAAAACCAUUGCCGUCACAACCAACGGGAUCAACUUAGCCAGAUUGCUGCCCCGAUUGAAGGAGGCAGGACUGAACGCCAUUAACAUUAGCCUGGAUACUUUGGUCCCAGCUAAAUUUGAGUUCAUUGUCCGAAGGAAAGGCUUUCACAAGGUAAUGGAAGGAAUCCACAAAGCCACUGAACUUGGCUACCGUCCUGUUAAGGUAAACUGUGUGGUGAUGCGAGGCUUCAAUGAGGAUGAACUGCUGGGCUUUGUGGAUUUCACGAAGGAUCUGCCCCUUGAUGUGCGGUUCAUAGAAUACAUGCCCUUUGACGGCAAUAAAUGGAACUUCAAGAAGAUGGUGAGCUACAAAGAAAUGCUUGAUACAAUUAAACAGCGAUGGCCUGAAUUGGAGAAAUUGCCCUGUGAAGCUUCCAGCACAUCCAAGAGUUAUAAGGUGCCACAUUUCCAGGGACAAAUCAGCUUUAUCACCUCCAUGUCAGAGCACUUCUGUGGGUCCUGCAAUCGGCUGAGGAUAACCGCAGAUGGGAACCUAAAGGUGUGCCUUUUUGGGAAUUCAGAAGUGUCCUUGAGAGAUCACCUACGGUCGGGUGCCUCCGAGGAAGAGUUGGUUCAAAUCAUUGGAGCAGCAGUGGGCAGAAAAAAGAAACAGCAUGCUGGCAUGUUUAACAUUUCCCAGAUGAAAAACCGGCCAAUGAUCCUGAUUGAGCCUGCAUUGCUGUCAUUCCCACUAGGCCAAGAUGCCCUACAGAAUCACCCAAAUUCAGAACAGUGGGGCCGCACAUUUAGCCACUGGCUGACUUUGAGAGCAAGUUUACCCGAACAAAUGGGAAAAGCAUUAAUGAAAAAUAAGCUUACAGGACAACUUCUCCUGCCAGGAUCUCACCCAGAGCGACAGUGGCACAUAAUGACAGGAAUUCCACAAAUCCAGCUCAGAGGCUGCUGUGUCUUCCAGAAGGACCCAAGCUCCACGUUUGACACAAAGUGCCUUGAGGCUUCUCCUGUUGGCCAGGUUUCUGUGGACUGUCAGUCCAAAGAGGCAAAUCCAGGAUCUGAAUUCUGUACCAGGGAUUUGGGAUCUUGCAUCGAGGUAACUCGUGACUCUGACAACUUGACUCACACUGAUGAGGAAGGACGGGCCACAAUGGUAGAUGUUGGGGGGAAGCCAGAUUCAAGAAGAAUUGCUGUUGCUGGUGCUGUGGUCCGCCUGGGUGAGAAGGCAUUUGGGAUGGUGAGGCAGAACCAGGUGAAAAAAGGGGAUGUGCUGGCAGUAGCCCAGAUUGCAGGAAUCCAGGGAGCCAAGCUGACCAGCCAGUUGAUCCCGUUGUGUCACAACAUCCCCCUAAACCAUGUUGAGGUGUCCCUGAGCCUGGAUGAGGCCAGAUACGCAGUGGUGAUUCGCAGCUCCUGUCAGACCUGGGGGAGGACAGGUGUGGAGAUGGAAGCUCUAACAGCUGCCAGCCUGGCUGCCCUGACUGUGUAUGACAUGUGCAAAGCAGUCACUCAUGACAUUGUGAUCGAAGAGGUGAAGUUGCUUAGUAAGACAGGUGGGCGAAGGGGAGACUUCUUGAGGGUCUAG
Molecule: messenger RNA, 1880 nt
Organism: Nipponia nippon (crested ibis)
Lineage: Eukaryota; Metazoa; Chordata; Aves; Pelecaniformes; Threskiornithidae
Source: RefSeq, a predicted model, not a curated record